This is a messenger RNA of Rangifer tarandus platyrhynchus (Svalbard reindeer), 2121 nucleotides long. NCBI's taxonomy places the organism in Eukaryota, Metazoa, Chordata, Mammalia, Artiodactyla, Cervidae. The record is from the annotation of a GenBank genome assembly.
AUGAGUUCAGAUGCUAGCCAAGGCGUGGUCACUACUCCUCCUCCUCCCAGCAUGCCUCACAAAGAGAGGUAUUUUGACCGCAUCAAUGAAAAUGACCCAGAAUACAUAAGGGAGAGAAACAUGUCUCCUGAUCUGCGACAAGACUUCAAUAUGAUGGAGCAGAGGAAACGAGUUACUCAGAUCUUGCAAAGUCCGGCCUUUCGGGAAGACCUGGAAUGCCUUAUUCAAGAACAGAUGAAGAAAGGCCAUAAUCCAACUGGAUUACUAGCGUUACAACAGAUUGCGGAUUACAUCAUGACCAGUUCUUUUUCGGGCUUUACUUCACCUCCCCUCAGUCUCGGCAUGGUCACACCUAUCAAUGACCUUCCUGGAGCAGAUACAUCCUCGUAUGUGAAGGGAGAAAAACUUACUCGUUGUAAACUUGCCAGCCUGUACAGACUUGCAGACUUGUUUGGAUGGGCCCACCUGGCAAAUACAUACAUCUCAGUAAGAAUAAGUAAGGAGCAAGACCACAUAAUAAUAAUUCCCAGAGGCCUGUCUUUUUCUGAAGCCACAGCCUCCAAUUUGGUGAAAGUCAAUAUAAUAGGAGAAGUGGUUGAUCAGGGAAGUACUAAUUUGAAAAUUGACCAUGCAGGCUUCAGUCCCCAUGCCGCGAUAUAUUCGACACGUCCUGAUGUUAAAUGUGUGAUACACAGCCAUACCCUCGCAACAGCAGCUGUGUCCUCCAUGAAGUGUGGGAUCCUUCCAAUUUCUCAAGAGUCCCUGAUCCUGGGAGAUGUCGCCUAUUAUGACUACCAAGGGUCACUUGAUGAACAGGAGGAGAGAAUUCAACUGCAGAAAGUUCUGGGGCCAAGUUGUAAGGUGCUGGUACUCAGAAAUCAUGGUGUGGUAGCACUUGGAGAAACAGUUGAGGAGGCUUUUCAUUACAUUUUUAAUGUACAGAAAGCCUGUGAGAUUCAAGUGCGGGCACUGGCGGGGGCAGGUGGGGUAGACAAUCUGCUUGUGCUGGACCUUCAGAAGUACAAAGCUUCCACUCACACUGUAGCGGCAUCUGGAGGAGGAGGAGUGAAUAUGGGUUCCCAUCAAAAGUGGAAGGUUGGCGAGAUUGAGUUCGAAGGGCUGAUGAGGACUCUGGACAACUUGGGAUAUAGAACAGGCUAUGCUUAUAGGCACCCUCUCAUUCGAGAAAAGCCAAGGCACAAGAGUGAUGUAGAGAUCCCAGCCACUGUGACUGCCUUUUCCUUCGAAGAUGAUACAGUGCCCCUCUCACCUCUCAAAUACAUGGCACAGAGGCAGCAGCGUGAAAAAACCAGAUGGUUGAACUCACCAAAUACCUACAUGAAAGUGAACGUGCCUGAGGAGUCUCGGAAUGGGGAGACGAGCCCCAGGACCAAAAUCACAUGGAUGAAAGCAGAGGACUCUUCUAAAGUUAGUAGCGGAACACCUAUCAAAAUUGAAGAUCCAAAUCAGUUUGUUCCUUUAAACACCAACCCGAAUGAGGUACUAGAAAAGAGAAAUAAGAUUCGAGAACAAAAUCGAUAUGACUUGAAAACAGCAGGACCACAGUCUCAGUUGCUUGCUGGAAUUGUUGUGGAUAAGCCUCCUUCUACCAUGCAGUUUGAAGAUGAUGAUCAUGCCCCACCAGCUCCUCCCAACCCCUUCAGUCAUCUCACCGAAGGAGAACUUGAAGAGUAUAAGAGGACAAUCGAACGUAAACAGCAAGGCCUGGAAGAUGCUGAGCAGGAAUUACUCUCAGAUGACGCUUCAUCUGUUUCACAAAUUCAGUCUCAAACUCAGUCACCGCAAAAUAUCCCUGAAAAAUUAGAAGAAAACCAUGAGCUAUUUUCCAAGAGCUUCAUCUCCAUGGACGUACCUGUCCUGAUAGUGAAUGGCAAGGAUGACAUGCAUGGUGUUGAAGAUGAGCUUGCUCAGCGAGUAAGCAGGUUAACCACAAGCACCACCAUAGAAAGCAUCGAGAUAACCAUCAAGUCUCCAGAAAAAAUUGAAGAAGUCCUGUCACCCGAAGGCUCACCUUCAAAAUCACCAUCCAAGAAAAAGAAGAAAUUCCGCACUCCUUCUUUUCUGAAAAAGAACAAAAAAAAGGAGAAAGUUGAAGCCUAA